Messenger RNA from Antrostomus carolinensis (chuck-will's-widow), 1365 nucleotides. RefSeq names its product RAB14, member RAS oncogene family (gene RAB14). Gene Ontology annotation, biological process: defense response to bacterium; Golgi to endosome transport; endocytic recycling. Lineage: Eukaryota; Metazoa; Chordata; Aves; Caprimulgiformes; Caprimulgidae. The transcript is spliced from 8 exons. The coding region runs from base 1 to 693 and encodes 230 amino acids. Gene Ontology annotation, molecular function: GTPase activity; GTP binding. The record is from RefSeq and is a predicted model, not a curated record. Gene Ontology annotation, cellular component: trans-Golgi network; recycling endosome; phagocytic vesicle.
AUGGAUGUCAGUGAAAGUCCUCUUUCUGAUGAGCACAGUGCCACAAUGGCAACUGCACCUUACAACUAUUCCUACAUCUUUAAGUACAUCAUUAUUGGGGACAUGGGUGUAGGAAAGUCCUGUUUGCUGCAUCAGUUUACAGAAAAGAAGUUUAUGGCGGACUGUCCCCACACAAUUGGUGUUGAAUUUGGCACGAGAAUAAUUGAAGUUAGUGGCCAAAAAAUUAAACUACAGAUUUGGGAUACGGCGGGACAAGAGAGAUUCAGGGCUGUCACACGAAGCUACUACAGAGGAGCAGCAGGAGCUCUCAUGGUCUACGACAUCACCAGAAGAAGUACAUAUAAUCACUUAAGCAGCUGGCUGACAGAUGCAAGGAACCUCACCAAUCCAAAUACUGUGAUAAUCCUCAUAGGAAAUAAAGCAGAUCUGGAAGCACAGAGGGAUGUUACAUAUGAAGAAGCCAAACAAUUUGCUGAAGAAAAUGGUUUAUUGUUCCUUGAAGCAAGUGCAAAAACCGGGGAGAACGUUGAGGAUGCGUUCCUGGAGGCUGCCAAGAAAAUCUACCAGAAUAUCCAAGACGGAAGCCUGGAUCUGAACGCUGCAGAGUCGGGUGUACAGCACAAACCGUCAGCUCCGCAGGGGGGGCGACUAACCAGUGAACCCCAGCCCCAGAGAGAAGGCUGUGGCUGCUAGUGACCUCUGUUUCAUGGCUCCAUUUCUGACCUUUCACCUCUGUCUGCUGGAAGCGGUGCUUUUGACUGCUUCCCUGUCUUCUGUACAUCUUCUUGGGUUUAAUUAAAACUCUGAGACAAGUUUAACACAGUACUAAACUGCUAAACAACGUUAGAUGUAAUCAGGUUAUCAAAGGCAAGUAGAGUAAUAAAAUCUCUCCUGCAUGGUAAAUCUAGAAGUUUUUUUUUUUUUUUCUUCUUGAUUGUUCUUGUGAUAGUGUCACCGAUACAUAAUUUAAACCGAGCACUGAUGCUGGACUCAUGAUUUUACACUUUGGCAGGGCUUUGGUCUUGUACGGUUUAAUUUUAUGGUUCUUUGGCCUUUCUUCCCCACCUCUAAGUGUUUAGAGCUGUCCAUAGCAAAGGAUAAGUUCUUGCUGUGAAAGAGCCAGGGGCUCCGUGACGAUGCUGUUGAAAGAACUCCCUGUGGUGUGUGUGUUGGGGGUCGGGGCGGGCUGGUGCAGGAGCCUACAACUUGCACAGGGAAACAAUCUGCUCAUUCUUGUGCUCACAGCUUUAUGUCUUUUGUUUGUUUGUUUGGUUGGUGGUUUUUUUUGCCACUUUUAUCCUUUACACUUGUUAACAGAACGUAAAUAUGUAUAAAAUUUGAAGGAACUGAGCUAACAGUUAAAUA